Lepisosteus oculatus (spotted gar) is the source of this 3608-nucleotide messenger RNA. RefSeq names its product SUMO interacting motifs containing 1 (gene simc1). NCBI's taxonomy places the organism in Eukaryota, Metazoa, Chordata, Actinopteri, Semionotiformes, Lepisosteidae. Gene Ontology annotation, molecular function: SUMO polymer binding. The record is from RefSeq and is a predicted model, not a curated record.
CAUUUCGUCCUCCAUUUCGUGGGGGCGCUGUUGUAGCAUAGAAAGAAGGGUCACGACGAGAAGCAAAACAUGAAGGCAAAGUGAAAAGCAUGAGAACAGUGGGGGUGAUGUUAUGAUGAAGAAUCCGCUCAAAGCUUGCAUCAUGGAGGUUGGAUUUAUUUUCAAGAUCCAUCAGCGUAAUUUGCUCAUGAAUUACGAAUUCUGUCAGAGUGCGUCCACUUUUUUUGUUUUUAUUUUUUAAAUUUGAACUGCGCAGUUCUACCAUGUUACUUCCGUAUAUAAUACAAUGGCAGAGAUUAUAGAUAUAAGCUCUGGAAGCGACGAGGAUUCUGAUGUAGAGAUUUUGGACAUUUUCAACGACGGCAAGAAUGACACAGAACCAUGUCUUGUCUGUGAGGAGAGUAGUACAUAUCCGAUAUGUAUUGACCUCACAGAAAAUGCCUGUAGUACCUGGGCUUUUGCGAUACAUGAUGGAAAGAGGCCGGGGCCCACAGUAGAACUGGUUGGCUUGAGAGAAAGCAGUCCCAUGGAAUUCAGUGGGGAGAUUCUCAAUGACAAGGAGAGGGUCACAGUCUCAGAGGAGAUAAUAAGUGACAAUACACCCUCCACUCCUAGCUCCUUAAAGUGGGAUGAAUUGGAAAUGUCCCCCACAUGCUCACCCAUUAAACUGGCCUGUUCUGACCCGUGUUCCCCAACUCUUUCGCCGUGCAGGUUCCCAAAGUACUCGCAAUUCAAACUGCCAAAUGGCGAGCUGCCCCUCUCACAGGAUAGCAAAGAAUCAGAAAAGGAAAACAAAGAAAGCCUGGCAUGUUUGAGUGACCACACCCCAGACAUCUCCAAUGCCUCUGAGUCUUUUGGUGCUGGCACCCACUGCUACUCCAGUGAUGGAGACCUGGCUGUGUUCUCAGAUGCCUCUAACAUGGAAGAGGCAGAUGGGAAGGUUACAUAUUCUGGUGGUUUUAACACACCACAUAUAGAUUAUUUCCCUGUGGAAAAGUCACUUCAUGACCAGAUGUCCCAAAAACCACAACAGUCCCCACAAAACCCAACUUCUGCCACCACUCAAGGGACUCUACAGAGUGGUGAACAGUCAUCUGAGAGAUUCUGCUGUGACAACAACUCUGUUGGGUCUCCCAGAAACCACACAGCUUCUCCGAAUCAGGAUAACCAGCACUUUACUGCAAAACAAGAUGAUGCUGAAUUACCUUGUGCCGUCAGUCCUCUUUCGAAUGAGAUGAAAGAUGGAGAACCAAGGAGCCCAACUUCCACAGAGAUUCUGGCUGGAGAUUCUCCUGACUGGCUGCAGGACGAUGCAGACCUUCCCUCCAACAGCCCCACCAGCGAAUGUGCCGUUGAUGAAAUGGAGAAAAGUUUGAGCUCUAGUGAUAAUUUCUCAAGCAGGAGUCCUCUACUGAGUCCGGAACUGGAAGAAAGUGGGAGCGAGGACUCGUCUGGCAGUGACUCGGAACAGGGUACACGGGACACCACUCGACAGGAGAGGCACUACGUGCAUCGAACUGAGCUGAAGAGAUUGAAGCUUCUCACAGGAAUGCCUCUCCAGGAUCUCUUUCCUGGGAAAGGGAUUGGGAAAGUUCAGGAAGAGGAAAGGGAGUAUGACCCUGAUCUGAGCCAGUCUGAUGACGACGAGGACGAUGGGACGGCACAGCCCAUAUGUCACCGGAGUUUGAGACUCGUUCAUACCACUAUGGAAGAGAAUUACCCUGAGGGCACUCUGCAGUUUGUAUUGGACUUCCUCCACCCUUGCUUUUACCCAACUGGUGAUAUUGUCUCCCAUGUUCUCCGCAAACUCCUCUUGGAAUCGCAGAGCUCUAUCCGGGUGACUGAGGCCUACAACCUACUCAUGAAGAUCCAACAGCUUCAUCCAGCUAAACAGUCUACAGUGCAGUGGGACUGGGAGCUUCUUUCAUCUGCAAUGGAUGAAAAGAAACACCCCCCAGCUGUGCUGAGCAUGCUUCUACACUACGUACUGCAAACCCUAGAGGAUGACUUUCAUCGCAGGGUGACACUGCAGGAACUACAUCGCUCCAUCGUGAAGGCAACACUCUCUUGUGACAGGAAGUUUGCAAAUGUCAGGGAUGUGGUCAACUGGCUUACAACUGCUGUCAUGAACUCCACCGCUGAACCUGAAGUGAACAAAAGAUUAAAUGAAGAGGAUACAGAGAGAAAACAGGACAGAGACAACUAUUUAAAAAUAGUGUUCCUUCUCCAAAAAAUGUUAGCCCUCGCUAUAGAGGUUGAUCGUUCCCCUACCUGCAGCUCCAGUAAACUCUCCAGGGAGAUGUUCCACACUCUCGUCAACACUGUUCCUCACCGGCACCACAGGUUACAGCUGCUGAAGACCAUGGAGAGCAAGCUCCUGCAGUGCAAGCUGCUCGAGCUACUACUGGAUCACGCCUGCCCCCAGAAGACCACAAUGCCCAUGUCACUGAGUCUCCUGCUGCACUUCCUGCAAAACACUGAGCUCCCUUUAGACCCUACAGAUGGCAAUGGAGACCGCUGGCUACGAUGGAACGAGCUGCUUGAGAUGUUGUUUAUGCUCUUUGUCAGUUAUGGGGAAGUCCUAGCAGGUCAUUUGAGGUACUCCAUCACAGAACGUGCCCGCUCUGGCACAGCGCCCAUCAAGAAUGACAGGAUCACCCAGGCAGCGGUUCAGGAGGCAGCUGAUGCUUUUUGUAAUAGAGUUGCCAGAGAUCUGGGUGAGCCUCUGAAUUCUCAACUGGAACAGCGAAUCCAUCUGCUUCAGUCUCUUCUCCAGGGAGCAGUUACGAAGGAAGAUGAAUUUUUUUAGAUUUUUUUUUUUAACCUUUUAUAAAUAUUUUUAAAUCUGUUAUAUAAAUUAUUGCCUUUUUUUAAAUUUGUCACACAGUUCACCAUCAAAGAAAGCCAACUACAGUCCGGUGGUUUUCUAAGUCACCUGCUUCUAAACACAAAGGUGAAACUGGCUUGUAGUCACGGCUGGAUCCUUACCUAUGGUAUUACUAAAGAAAACAAAAUGCUGUCCGUGUACAGUAUCCUUUUAUAAUUUUGCAUAAACAAUUAGUAUAUAACUUAUUUUAUAAAAGCUUUGGGGGCAAUUUAAGAGUGCCUUCUGCUGUUAAUAUUGAGAGCAACAUAUACACCAGAUGUCCAUACUUUUUAUAUAUUUUUUUUAGACAUUUUUGAUAGCUUAUCAACCUAAGCAUCAAAAAUAUGUACAGUUGAGAAUUUUUAAGCAUGAAUUUGCCCUUGUGUUUUAUAAAUGUACCGAGCUUCUAAAGAAGAAACUCAACACUUUUAACUGCCACAAACACAGGUAAAUUCAUUAUGCCAAAUAGCAUGUUAUGCAACAGUCAAAGCAUUGUCAAAAAAAUAAUCAAAAUGACACCAAAAACUUUUAAUCAACAUAAAAAAUCCAUAUCCUUUAUCUUCCAAAAAAAAUGCAGAGGGAUUUUUUUUAUACAUAGUAGAGCUGUACUGUGAAAAAGAAAAAUUAGGUAGGGAAAACAAGUUAUAGUGAGAUUUUUUUAAGAUUGUAAUUUAUGACCGUGUAUGUCCAGCUUUAAAAAAAAGUUUAUGUAAUUGCUAAAAUAAAUUGCUUUUAAGAAGUA